UUCUCUAUCUCCCUCCCCCCCCCCGAUCUACCUCUUUCUCUCUCUAAAACUCUCACUAAACCUCUCUCUCUCUUUAUAUAUAUAUGCACAGAUAUACGCGCAUCUGGUAGUUUCGGUGAUUGUGGAUGCUGCUGAGCUUGAUCUCUUCCCAUACUAAUCAGAUCUGAGGGAGUGCGCCGUUUCAUAGGGAAUUGUGUGAGGGUUUUGAUGCGAUUCGGUUUGUGGACAGUGAUUGAAGAUGUUGACAAAGUUCGAGACGAAGAGUAAUAGAGUAAAGGGGCUGAGUUUCCACAGUAAGAGGCCGUGGAUCCUCGCGAGUCUCCACAGCGGCGUGAUCCAGCUAUGGGACUACCGGAUGGGGACUUUGAUCGAUAGGUUCGACGAGCAUGAUGGGCCUGUUCGUGGCGUCCAUUUCCACAAAUCUCAGCCACUAUUUGUGUCUGGAGGGGAUGAUUACAAGAUUAAAGUUUGGAACUACAAGUUGCAUCGGUGUCUUUUUACUCUUCUUGGACACCUGGAUUAUAUACGUACAGUGCAGUUUCACCAUGAGUACCCAUGGAUCGUGAGUGCCAGUGAUGAUCAGACUAUUCGUAUUUGGAAUUGGCAGUCACGCACUUGUAUAUCUGUGUUGACUGGUCACAAUCACUAUGUUAUGUGUGCCUCAUUCCACCCCAAAGAAGACCUUGUUGUGUCUGCCUCCCUAGAUCAGACUGUUCGUGUUUGGGAUAUUGGUGCCCUCAGAAAGAAGACAGUUUCCCCUGCAGAUGACAUCUUGCGGCUGAGUCAGAUGAACACUGAUCUUUUUGGUGGUGUUGAUGCAGUUGUUAAGUAUGUCUUGGAAGGUCAUGACCGUGGGGUCAACUGGGCUGCAUUUCAUCCCACCCUACCUCUGAUUGUGUCAGGAGCUGAUGAUCGCCAAGUGAAAUUAUGGCGGAUGAACGAUACGAAGGCAUGGGAAGUGGACACAUUGAGAGGGCACAUGAAUAAUGUUUCAUGUGUUAUGUUCCAUGCCAAACAGGACAUAAUUGUAUCCAACUCAGAGGACAAAAGUAUACGUGUUUGGGAUGUAACAAAGAGAACUGGAGUGCAAACUUUCCGUCGGGAGCAUGAUCGAUUCUGGAUUCUUGCAUCUCAUCCUGAGAUGAAUCUGUUGGCAGCUGGUCAUGACAGUGGUAUGAUUGUUUUCAAGUUGGAGAGAGAACGGCCUGCCUUCGCAGUGAGUGGUGAUUCUCUGUUCUAUACCAAAGAUCGCUUUUUGCGAUUCUAUGAGUUUUCAACUCAAAGAGACACACAGGUAAUUCCCAUUCGACGCCCUGGUUCCACUAGCUUGAAUCAGAGUCCAAGAACUCUUUCUUACAGUCCAACUGAAAAUGCGGUUCUUGUAUGCUCGGAUGUUGAUGGGGGAUCUUAUGAGUUGUAUUCCAUACCCAAAGAUAGCAUUGGUAGGGGUGAUAGUAUGCAAGAUGCAAAGAAAGGUGUUGGAGGAUCAGCUGUUUUUGUGGCUCGGAAUAGGUUUGCUGUGGUCGACAAGAGCAACAAUCAAGUCUUAGUCAAGAAUCUGAAAAAUGAGGUUGUUAAAAAAUGUGCCCUGCCCAUAGCUGCGGAUGCAGUAUUUUAUGCUGGAACAGGUAACUUGCUGUGUAGGGCUGAGGAUAGAGUGGUUAUAUUUGAUCUCCAGCAGAGAAUUGUUCUUGGUGAUCUUCAAACCCCUUUUAUCAAGUACAUUGUUUGGUCAAAUGACAUGGAGAGUGUUGCUUUACUCAGCAAGCAUGCCAUUAUCAUUGCCAGCAAGAAGCUUGUGCACCAGUGCACUCUUCAUGAGACAAUCCGUGUCAAGAGUGGUGCCUGGGAUGAUAAUGGUGUUUUUAUUUACACAACUCUAAAUCACAUAAAAUACUGCCUUCCAAAUGGAGAUAGUGGGAUAAUCAGAACUCUUGAUGUCCCAAUAUACAUUACUAAGGUUUCUGGGAAUACUAUCUUUUGCUUGGAUCGCGAUGGAAAAAAUAGGUCUAUAGUUAUUGAUGCAACAGAAUAUAUUUUCAAGCUUUCCCUUUUUAAGAAGAGAUACGACCAUGUUAUGAGCAUGAUAAGGAACUCACAGCUUUGUGGUGAGGCUAUGAUUGCUUAUCUUCAACAGAAGGGUUUUCCCGAUGUUGCUCUCCAUUUUGUGAAAGAUGAGAGAACUAGGUUCAAUUUAGCUAUAGAUAGUGGGAACAUCCAAAUUGCUGUUGCGUCAGCGACAGCAAUUGAUGAGAAAGACUACUGGUAUAGAUUGGGGGUGGAGGCUCUUCGCCAGGGCAAUGCAGGUAUUGUGGAAUAUGCCUACCAGAGGACUAAAAAUUUUGAGAGGUUGUCUUUUCUUUAUCUCAUAACUGGUAAUAAUGAAAAGCUGUCCAAGAUGCUGAAAAUUGCUGAAGUUAAGAAUGAUGUCAUGGGUCAGUUUCAUAACGCUCUUUAUCUCGGUGAUGUCCGAGAACGUGUUAAGAUCUUGGAGAAUGUCGGUCACUUGCCCCUUGCUUACAUCACAGCUUCAGUCCAUGGGUUACAGGAUGUUGCUGAAAGUCUAGCAGCUAAGUUGGGAGAUGAUGUUCCUUCUUUGCCGGAGGGGAAAGCAGCCUCCCUCCUGAUGCCCCCAGCCCCUAUUAUGUGCAGUGGUGAUUGGCCACUUCUCAGAGUCAUGAAAGGAAUAUUUGAAGGUGGGCUGGAUAAUAUUGGUAGGGGAGCUGCAGAUGAAGAGGAUGAGGCUGUUGAUGGUGAUUGGGGUGAGGAACUGGAAAUGGUUGAUGUUGAUGGCUUGCAGAAUGGGGAUGUUAAUGCAAUUUUAGAGGAUGGGGAAGUGGCUGAAGAGAUCGAGGAAGAGGGAGGAUGGGACCUUGAAGAUUUGGAGCUCCCCCCUGAAGCAGAUACUCCAAAGGCAUCUGUCAAUGCACGCUCUUCGGUUUUUGUGGCCCCGACUCCUGGCAUGCCUGUAAACCAGAUUUGGACCCAGAGGUCGUCACUUGCUGCUGAACAUGCAGCUGCUGGCAAUUUUGAUACUGCAAUGCGGUUACUGAGCAGACAACUUGGAAUAAAAAACUUUGCUCCUUUGAGACCCAUGUUUCUUGAUCUUCACACUGGCAGUCAUUCCUAUUUACGUGCAUUAUCAUCUGCUCCAGUGAUAUCACUUGCUGUUGAACGAGGAUGGAAUGAGUCUGCUAGUCCAAAUGUGAGGGGUCCCCCAGCACUUGUGUUCAAUUUCUCUCAGAUGGAAGAGAAGCUUAAGGCAAGUUACAAGGCGACAACGGCUGGAAAAUUCAUUGAGGCUCUUCGGCUUUUUAUUAGCAUUCUUCAUACUAUUCCUCUUAUUGUUGUUGAGUCGAGGAGGGAAGUUGACGAAGUCAAGGAGUUGAUCAUUAUAGUGAAAGAGUAUGUUUUGGGUUUGCAAAUGGAGCUUAAGAGGAGGGAAAUUAAGGACAAUCCAGUACACCAGCAAGAACUCGCAGCCUAUUUCACUCACUGCAACCUUCAAAUGCCUCACUUAAGGCUUGCCUUGCUUAAUGCAAUGACUGUUUGCUACAAGGCAAAGAACCUUGCCACAGCUGCUAACUUUGCCCGGCGGCUUCUAGAGACCAACCCCACCAUCGAGAACCAAGCAAAGACAGCCAGGCAAGUGCUGCAGGCUGCAGAGAGGAAUAUGACAGAUUCAGCUCAGUUGAACUAUGAUUUCAGAAACCCAUUUGUUAUUUGUGGGGCUACAUAUGUGCCAAUUUACCGGGGACAGAAGGAUGUCUCUUGCCCGUACUGUAGUUCCCGGUUUGUGCCAAGCCAGGAAGGGCAGCUAUGUACUGUUUGUGAUCUUGCAGUUGUUGGGGCAGAUGCUUCUGGGUUGCUCUGUUCUCCUUCCCAGAUACGGUGAUCAAGAUACUAGACCAGGAGCAUUUUUCAAUCUUUUUUUUCAACAUCCUUUUGGCAGCAAAAGCGACCAUGUUGGUUGAUUCAUAUCUGCAGGUAAAAGUUCAUGUGUAGCUGAUUUAAUUGUCCACAAGGCAUGGGAUCACGCUUCUGCUGGCCAAAAGAAAAGUUUGGAAUAUGAAAUAAAUUCAUCCUUACGGUGUUAUCUUUGAGAGUUAUCCUAGGUAAUCUUUUUCUGGAUUUGUUUUCUAUAAUUUUGAAGAAAUCUAGUCGAACGAUUGUAAGAGUAUUGAUGAUUUUGUAUAAGAAUAGCAUGUCUUUUCUCUCAA
Molecule: messenger RNA, 4220 nt
Organism: Alnus glutinosa
Lineage: Eukaryota; Viridiplantae; Streptophyta; Magnoliopsida; Fagales; Betulaceae
Product: coatomer subunit alpha-1
Exons: 5
Coding region: 239-3895 (1218 amino acids)
Biological process (GO): endoplasmic reticulum to Golgi vesicle-mediated transport; retrograde vesicle-mediated transport, Golgi to endoplasmic reticulum; intracellular protein transport
Cellular component (GO): COPI vesicle coat
Molecular function (GO): protein binding; structural molecule activity
Source: RefSeq, a predicted model, not a curated record